GGUACGGCACCGGCAGCCGGGCUAGCCGGAGCGUCUCCCCGCGGCGCGCCAGCCGGAGCCGGGGCCGCUGCCCGCCGCCCGAUCAUGCGCCCCUCCGCGGCUUGGCUGCUGCUCCUCGCCCUGCCCGCCUGCCUGGCUGAGCCCUCCCGGCCUGUCUACACCAACCACUGGGCAGUGCAGGUGCUGGGCGGGCCGGGCGAGGCAGCCAGGCUGGCCUCCGCCUACGGCUACGUGAACCUGGGACAGAUUGGGAAUUUGGAGAACUAUUACCACUUUCACCACAGCAGGACGAUAAGGCGCUCGACGGUCAGCAGUCGAGGCCGGCACAACUUCCUCCGGAUGGAUCCCAAGGUGAAGUGGCUACAGCAACAGGAAGUGAAACGACGAGUUAAGAGACAUGUUCAAGGUGACCCUCCUUUGAUUCACUUCAAUGACCCAAUGUGGUCUAAAAUGUGGUAUAUGCACUGUGGAGAUAAAAACAAUCACUGCAGGUCAGAAAUGAAUAUUCCAGCAGCCUGGCAGAGAGGAUAUACUGGCAAAAAUGUGGUGGUGACCAUUCUUGAUGAUGGCAUAGAGACAAGCCAUCCCGAUCUCGUACAAAACUAUGAUCCUCAGGCGAGCUAUGAUGUCAAUGACAAUGACUGUGAUCCAAGUCCACGCUACGAUGCCAGCAACGAGAAUAAACAUGGCACGCGCUGUGCUGGACAAGUUGCAGCUAAAGCAAACAACUCUAAUUGUAUCGUGGGCAUCGCAUACAAUGCAAGAAUAGGAGGCGUUCGUAUGUUAGAUGGAGAUGUAACAGAUGUUGUUGAAGCAAAGUCGCUUGGCAUCAGACCCGAUUACAUUGACAUUUACAGCGCAAGCUGGGGGCCAGAUGAUGAUGGGAAGACAGUUGAUGGACCUGGUGAAUUGGCCAAACAGGCUUUUGAGUAUGGCAUUAAAAAGGGUCGUAAGGGUUUGGGCUCCAUUUUCGUCUGGGCCUCGGGAAAUGGUGGCAGAGAAGGCGAUUACUGCUCUUGUGAUGGCUACACCAACAGCAUCUACACCAUCUCCAUCAGCAGCAGCACGGACAGUGGGCUCAAGCCCUGGUAUUUAGAGGAAUGUGCGUCUACUCUCGCCACAACCUACAGCAGCGGGGCAUUUUAUGAGCAAAAAAUUGUUACCACGGAUUUAAGACACAGUUGCACAGAAGGUCAUACUGGAACCUCCGUGUCUGCACCGAUUGUCACAGGCAUCAUUGCUUUGGCUUUAGAAGCAAACCCCUCACUGACCUGGAGAGAUGUUCAGCAUCUGAUUGUUAAAACAUCCAGGCCACUACAUCUGAAAGCAAAUGACUGGAAAACAAAUGGAGCAGGACGCAAAGUUAGCCAUCUAUAUGGAUAUGGUCUGGUUAAUGCAGAAGCUAUUGUAAUGGAAGCUAAGAAAUGGAAAAAAGCACCCACCCAGCACGUCUGCAUUGGAAGCUCAGAUAGGAUACCCAGGGACAUCCAGGCCGACCAGACGGUGCGCACGACCACCGUGACCAACGCCUGUGCCAACUACUACGACCAGCGCGUGGUGUACCUGGAGCACGUCAUUGCGCGAGUCAGCAUUGAGCACCCUCGGCGCGGGGACCUGCAGAUUAACUUAACUUCUCCUUCAGGGACGGAGUCUCAACUCUUGGCAAGAAGAGUGUUUGAUAUCUCUAACGAAGGAUUUAAAAACUGGGAAUUCAUGACCGUCCACUGCUGGGGGGAGAAGGCAGAAGGGGAAUGGACUCUGAAGAUCCAUGACACGCCAUCCCACAUGCGCAACCCAGAGAGGCGAGGGAAGUUAAAGGAAUGGAGUCUCAUUUUAUAUGGAACAGCCGAACACCCUUACGACACAACCAGUUCCCAUCACUCCCAAUCAAGGAUGCUGGAGAUUUCAAUGCCCAAAAUGGAGCCCUCUAAAGCAGCAGUUUUCCAGAGUCAGAUGGAGGUGGUGGAAGAGGAGGACGAAUACACAGGUCCAUGUCAUCCUGAAUGUGGCAACAAAGGCUGUGAUGGUCCUAAUGCAGAUCAGUGCUUGAAUUGCAUCCAUUACAGUCUUGGAAGUGUUAAAACUGGCAGGGUGUGUGUGAGCUCGUGCCCUUCGGGGUAUUUUGGGGACAACGCAAGCAGGAGAUGCCGAAGAUGCCAGAAGGGGUGCGAAACCUGCACGGGCAGGGGCCGAAACCAGUGUACAUCUUGCCGACGUGGUUUCUAUCACCAUCAGGAAACACAUGCAUGUGUGGUGUUCUGUCCAGCUGGGUUUUACGCUGAUGAAAGUCAAAAGCUCUGUCUCGAAUGUCAUCAAAGCUGUAAAAAAUGUGCUAGUGAUCCAGAGAAACGUAUUCUAUGCAAGGAUGGAUUCAGCUCGUUAGGAGCAGGCUGUCUCCCGGAAUGCCAACCGGGCAUGUAUUUCAGCAAAGAGACCCGGAAAUGUGAGAGGUGCCACACGAGCUGCCAGACCUGUGUUGGGCCAGGCAAAGAGGCAUGCAUACAAUGUGCCAAAGAUUUCCACCUGCACGAGUGGCGAUGUGUCCCUGCUUGCAGCCAGGGGUUUUACCCUGAGGCGGUGCCAGGUCUACCUUAUAAAGUCUGCACAAGGUGUGAUGAUAACUGCUCAGCCUGUGAAGGCUCCAGGGAUAACUGCGUCAAGUGUAAGGAAGGUUUCAAUCUGCACAUCAGCUCCUGCAUCACAAAUGUAACCUGCAUGGAUGAUUCUCCUAGUCCUGAACGUGGCCCCUCAGCUUUCAAGACUCUCUGUGAGAUUGUGAAAUCAAAGAAGCUCUGUGAAAUGAAGCUAUUUGUACAGUUAUGCUGUCAGACAUGUCUCAUGGCUGGAUAAAGUUCAGUAUCUGCGUCCAGGAAUUCCGCCACCCUGCAAGUCCAAUUUGCCGAACCUUUAGGACAAAAGUUUAUUUUCAACUUUGGGAGAGUUUACAUGGUGCUGCCUAACAUCAGUUUGAUAGCUUUACUAUCUCUGUCAAUUUGUUUCUAUAGCAACAUAAUGAAUAGCAUUAAAUCUAGGUAGGAUCUUAUACUUGGUAAUUAAGGCCCCAAAGAUACAAAACAAAUGGCAAUAUUAAUACUCUCAGAUGCUUCUCAUGAAUGGGGACUGAUGUAUGAUCAAGACACCUCACCUUGUUUCUUAGUCAAAAUCCUUCCGAUUCAACCAUUCCAAGGGCAUAGCAGGAGAUCAGGACUCGGAAGCACCCAGGAUUUCUGUGUCUCUGAGAAGAAGCAGCUACUAAUGGUGAAACACUUUCUGGUCUUUUAUGCUAACUCAUGGCUGAUAAAAAUCCAUGUUACAAAAAUAAAAGUAGUACAGUGUUUUUCUGUUCCUUACAUAUGUAAAAUGAUGAAUGGUGUAAUCUGAACGGAAUAAUCUGCUGGAUAAAAGCUCUAAAGCAAAGUAUUCAGGUUACUCGUUGGCUUCUGUUGUUAACUGUUUCUGUCUGGCCAUAAAUUUGACAAUAACUGGAGACUUGAGGACCAUAUUCAGAGUUGGUGUAAGAGGGACAAUCUAGUGCACCUGCUAAUGCCAUGUCUGAAUUUAGCCCAUUGCGGCCCUCAACCUGCCAGCUGUUGCAUGCAAGCAGACUCAUGUCCCCACACAGAACCCCAUCGAUUCAGUGGGAGGCUAGCCAGACAUAAGGGUCCAUCCACAUGGCUCAGGAGUCUUAUUUACUCAAUCAUUUCUCUUCUGAAAUAGUGAUUAAAUUGUUGAUGAACUCCAUUCUGAUCAUUGAAACAGGUUAGGUUCUUCCUCUCCUAACUAAAUGAGAUGGUUUUCCUAUAUUUUCACCCUCCAGCACUUUGCAUCAAAGCCUCUUCUCUAUGACAACAAUUCGAUGGGCUUAACACCUCUCUCUAAGAAAUCCCGAUGCCUAUAGAUGCUGACUUCUGCUCCUGCUGGUGGGUGCUCAACCCCCCUCUGCCCCCGGUCCUGCCCCGACCCCACCCCUUCCAUGAGGCCCUGCCCUGCCCCGCCCCCAUUCCAACCCCUGCCCCCAAAUCCCUGCCCCAACUCCACCCCCUCCCUGACCCUAUUCCAACUCCUUCCCCAAAUCCCCACCCUGGCACCGCCUCUUCUCCGCCUCCUCCCCUCCCCCUCCCGGAGUGGCCAAAAGGCCUUUUGGCGGCGGCCGGACAGGAACCACUGGGAGAUAAGUGGAGACAUGGCGCACUCAGAGGGGGCAGAGGAGGUGGGGUGGGGUGGAGUGGGAUGGGGGCGGGGAGCUUGGCUGCCAAUGGGUGCAGAGCACCCACUAAUUUUUCCCAUGCCUGUGCCGAUGAUCCGGUCAGGAAACACCUUCCCUAUCCAGCUCAGUUCUCUAAAACAAAUCAGAAUCUCUUCACUCUGUCUCCAAACAGAAUGUCAUGUGGUUGUUUGUAUAAUUGUUUUAAAGUUUAUUUGGCUAUGUUGUCCUGAGAUUUUUUUGUAAUAACUUAUACUGUCUUUCUCCAUAGAUUAUUAAUUAUUAUUGUUAUUUUUAUGGGAAGUGGGGGAUCUUUUAUGUGUCUUAUUCAUGUGUUUCCCCUUCUCUGGGACCUCUGUUGCCAGACUUCUAACAAAGAUGUUCUUUUCAUAAGACAUAUGUAGAUGAUGUUUCUUAUGUUGCAUGGUCUGAUUUUCAUUGUUAAUAGUUUUAACAGGUUAAACCUUCUGCCAGUGAAAUUCACAGUAAAAACUUUAUCAGUUCUUUAUGAAGCAGGAAGAAUCAAUUUUUUUUAAUUCAAAUUAUUUUCACCCUGUCUGGGCCUGUCCAAUAAAGUCUCAGCCAGGUGAACAGGGGAUGGCCAAAUGUCAUUGUUCAUAAAACUGAAUGGAUCAACAACCACGUAAAGGCGAAACUUCUGUGAACUGACCAUUAAAUUAAUAAAUUGUUUACAUCCACUGA
Chelonia mydas (Green sea turtle) is the source of this 4906-nucleotide messenger RNA. It is a transcript of the gene PCSK6, whose product is annotated as proprotein convertase subtilisin/kexin type 6. Bases 85 to 2850 code for a protein of 921 amino acids. Lineage: Eukaryota; Metazoa; Chordata; Testudines; Cheloniidae. Gene Ontology annotation, molecular function: serine-type endopeptidase activity. Gene Ontology annotation, cellular component: membrane; cell surface. The transcript has 21 exons. The record is from RefSeq and is a predicted model, not a curated record. Gene Ontology annotation, biological process: peptide hormone processing.